This is a messenger RNA of Eublepharis macularius, 2154 nucleotides long. RefSeq names its product armadillo repeat containing 6 (gene ARMC6). Gene Ontology annotation, biological process: hematopoietic progenitor cell differentiation. Bases 48 to 1538 code for a protein of 496 amino acids. Gene Ontology annotation, molecular function: protein binding. The transcript has 8 exons. The record is from RefSeq and is a predicted model, not a curated record. NCBI's taxonomy places the organism in Eukaryota, Metazoa, Chordata, Lepidosauria, Squamata, Eublepharidae.
UGUAUGGAGGCCGCGCGGGCCAAAAUUAGUGGACGUAGACGCUGUGAAUGCGCAUUUGCAGCCCGGUAGCUGCGAUAUUAACCUAUCAAGGAGGCAACUGCCAAGGAGCACGCCAGGCUGAGAAUCCAGCUCUACGUAGAAUCAAAAUGGCAGCCAAACGGAUUACCCAGGAGACAUUUGACAGCGUGGUCCAGGAGAACAUCAGUGAGUUUGGCAUGGAUCCAGAAGAAGCAGUGAUUGAAGCUAUCCAGCAGUUUGAGUCCCAAGGUAUAGAUUUGAGCAACGUAGUGAAGGUAGCCCCUGAAAAUGGUCAAGAACAGAAGCAUGCCGUUCUGCAGACAUUGGACUCUCUUCAGAAAGCUGUUGUUGACUCUGACUCCAGCAAAGUAGACGACCUUCUAGCAAGCUUUGCUGAGCAGUGCAGACAGGAACUGGCAGUCCGUUACCUGGCAGGGCAGAAAGGUGCCUACCCCGCUGUGAUGGCAGCUUGUCGCCUGGCGUCUGAGGACAGGUGCUCACUUUUGAAAGCCCUCAAUGCCCUCUCUGCACUUUUGGAUGGCCAGCCUGACCUCCUUGACACCUCUGGACAGGAGCUGCUGCUGCGAGUGCUGCGGGAGAGCCGGGAUGAUGCCGAGCUGACCUUUGCGGCAGUCCGUGGCAUCCGCCACGCCUGCCUGAAGCACGAGCAGAACCGGCAGGACCUAGUAAAAGGCGGCAUCCUCCCGCUGCUUGCUGGGGCCAUCGUCCGACACGGGGACCAAGCCGACGUGGUCCGGGAGGCCUGCUCAGGGCUACGCAUCAUGACGUUUGACGAUGACAUCCGGGUGCCCUUUGGCCAUGCUCAUGACCACGCUAAGAUGAUUGUGGUAGAACAUGAUGGCCUGAGGAUCCUUAUAGAGGCAGCCAAAGUCUUCACAGACAAUUGCAGCGUUCUGAGUGAAAUCUGUGCCACGCUCUCCCGGUUGGCUGUCCGCAAUGAGUUUUGCCAGGAUAUUGUAGACCUCGGAGGCUUAAAUUUCAUGGUGGCGUUGCUGGCCGAUUGUAUUGACCAUCAGGACCUGGUGAAACAAGUGCUGAGCGCCAUCCGGGCUAUUGCUGGCAACGAUGAUGUGAAGGAUGCUAUCGUCAAUGCUGGAGGGACUGAUCUCAUUGUGUUGGCCAUGAGCCGCCACCUGGGCAGCCCUCAGGUGUGUGAGCAGAGCUGCGCGGCUUUGUGCAUGUUGGCCUUGCGCAAACCUGAGAACUGCCGCGUCAUCAUGGAAGGUGGGGGGGCCUUGGCGGCACUGCAGGCCAUGAAGGCACAUCCUAGGGAAGUCACUGUACAGAAACAAGCCUGCAUGCUGAUUCGCAACCUUGUUUCCCGCACCCAAGACUUUUCCCAGCCCAUCCUGGAAAUGGGAGCAGAGACUUUGAUAACGGAAGCUCGGGCAGCACACAGAGACUGUGACGAUGUGGCCAAAGCAGCCUUGCGGGACCUCGGCUGUAAGGUGGAGCUGCGAGAGCUCUGGACCGGCCAGAAGGGAGGCCUCGCGCACUGAGAUGCCGAGGUGGUCAAGCUGGCAAGACCUGCAGAAUUCCUAUGGGCAGAAGGGGAUGCAGACUGGAAUAAAUCUGGGCUGUGUAGUUGAGGGGGACAAGUGCCCCCUCCUGACUUGUGGCAACCGGUAGGCCCAAGUCAGUUCCAAGGGGGGGGGGAGGGUUUCCUGCCUAGAUCCCAACGUUCAGUGCCACAACUGUAUUCUCUCGUGCUUGGUUAUUCCUUCCGCUGGGAAUCCUUGUAGGCUCUGCUGGCUCUUGGGGACCUACCUGCCUGCCCCUCAAGACAGGGUGGCAUUGCUGUGUAGCCACCACAACCGAACGGCCCUUCCAGUCUUAAGCGGGCAUAGCCUGCCACCUUAUUCUACAAAGCUGUAUUUUAUUUUAGUGCCAUAGUGAAGCUGGGGGGGGGAUUGCAUUUAGUACAUGGUUGUAAGUUGGCCCCCACCUGAAUGAUGGAAGGCCGAUUUGUGCCUCGGCUAGGCCUCUUCUAUGGCAACUGCUGCUACUCCCUGCUGUAACUAUGUUUGCUUUUCCAAUGUACUUUCCUUGCUUCUUGCUUCAGAGAACCAAGCCCUUUUCUUGUGUCAUCACAGUGUUGUUGAACAAAGGUGUACG